Pygocentrus nattereri (red-bellied piranha) is the source of this 6851-nucleotide messenger RNA. RefSeq names its product apoptotic chromatin condensation inducer 1a (gene acin1a). The transcript is spliced from 20 exons. NCBI's taxonomy places the organism in Eukaryota, Metazoa, Chordata, Actinopteri, Characiformes, Serrasalmidae. The record is from RefSeq and is a predicted model, not a curated record. Gene Ontology annotation, molecular function: RNA binding. Bases 39 to 6038 code for a protein of 1999 amino acids.
CCACGCGCCAGAGAACGGAGGAAGAGCGGCGCUUCAACAUGGCGGACCUCGAAGACGUUACGCUGGACGGGAGACCGCUUCAUUCCCUCCGAGUGGCGGAUUUGAAAGCAGCCCUGGAGGAGAGAGGGCUGUCUAAGAGCGGACAGAAGAAUGCCCUUAUCAAGCGGCUCAAAGGGGCUCUCAUGCUGGAGAACCUGCAGAGAACCUCGACCCAUCAUGUUGGUCUUCAGCCAAACUCGCAGAUUGGGGAGGAGAUGAGUCAAAACAGCUUCAUUAAACAGUACCUUGCAAAGCAACAGGAACUUCUGAGGCAGCGCCUGGAGAGAGAGGCACGCGAGGCAAUUGAAACCGAUGGUGAUGAUCAGGAAGACCAUACCGGGGCAAAUGAUAACACAUCUUCUGCACCAGAUGAGGAUUCUGCCCCUGCAUUAGUUGACCAGAAUAAACCUGUUGCCCCAGUUGGUGAGGGACGUGGUGUCACAGUAAGGGACGGCAAUGCACAUCCAUCACCCUCAACACUUGGCCCACCAGGGUCUGUCAAGGUCAUGGGUGAGAGGCAUCCAGCUUCAAGUCAUGUACCUGUUGAUAGUGAUGAGGAUAGCGAGGCUGGAGAAGAUGACAAUGAUGAGGAAGAAGAAUGGAGUGUGAGUGCCCAACAGAGUAACAGAGCAGAGCUGCCAAGAAGGCAACCAACAAGAGAUAAGUCUGGGGGUUCUCGGCUGCAGCAGCCCCCACCACACAUUCCCUUGCAGCUCAGGCAGCCGACUCCUCCUCCCUCACCUCCACCUGAGCUUUCCUUCCCUCUGCCAGACACCCCUAAACAGAGUCCUCCAAGUCCAGAUGAAAUGUCUUCUAGACAGCACACGUCUAGCACAUCAGGCUCUGGAAGCUCUAGUAGCGGUAGUCGUAGCAGCAGCCCUGAACCAGCAAGCGAUUUUACUGAACGCAGGCCACGUCCACUCACCCUGCUGGCACAGAAAAUGGAGUCAGAGGGGGCUUUCUCUGGAGUAGGACGACGUAGUUGUGAGGAGGAAGAAGACAGUACUGACGUUCCCUCCACAUUUCCAGAUGGAGGCCACCCAGAAGAUUUAUCUGCCUUUACACACAUAGCUAAUGCAUCCUAUCCUGGCUCAAUGAUGUCCAAACAAGGAGUCGCCUUUUCUCAGAGCCAGGAUUCUGUAGAGGAAAGAGACAGAAUUGUGCAACAGGAAAGGGAAGAAAAGCAGCGAGCUUUGGAGAGACAGAGACUAGAGAGGGAACAGGCCUUGGAGAGGGAGAGGCAGGAGAAGGAACGCCUGGAGAAGGAGAAACUGGAAAAAGACCGAGCUUUGGAAAGGGAGAGGCUGGCAAAGGAAAGACGGGAGCGAGAAGAAGCUUUGGAGAGGGAGAGGCUGGAGAAGGAAAGGAAGGAGCGAGAAGAAGCUUUGGAGCGGGAGAGGCUGGAGAAGGAAAGGAAGGAGCGAGAAGAAGCUUUGGAGAGGGAGAGGCUGGAGAAGGAAAGGAAAGAGCGAGAAGAAGCUUUGGAGAGGGAGAGGCUGGAGAAGGAAAGGAAGGAGCGAGAAGAAGCUUUGGAGAGGGAGAGGCUGGAGAAGGAAAGGAAGGAGCGAGAAGCAGCUUUGGAGAGGGAGAGGCUGGAGAAGGAAAGGAAGGAGCGAGAAGCAGCUUUGGAGAGGGAGAGGCUGGAGAAGGAAAGGAAGGAGCGAGAAGCAGCUUUGGAGAGGGAGAGGCUGGAGAAGGAAAGGAAGGAGCGAGAAGCAGCUUUGGAGAGGGAGAGGCUGGAGAAGGAAAGGAAGGAGCGAGAAGAAGCUUUGGAGAGGGAGAGGCUGGAGAAGGAAAGGAAGGAGCGAGAAGAAGCUUUGGAGAGGGAGAGGCUGGAGAAGGAAAGGAAGGAGCGAGAAGAAGCUUUAGAGAGGGAGAGGCUGGAGAAGGAAAGGAAAGAGCGAGAAGAAGCUUUGGAGAGGGAGAGGCUGGAGAAGGAAAGGAAGGAGCGAGAGGAAGCAUUGGAGAGGGAGAGGCUGGAGAAGGAAAGGAAGGAGCGAGAGGAAGCUUUGGAGAAGGAGAGGCUGGAGAAGGAAAGGAAGGAGCGAGAAGAAGCUUUGGAGAGGGAGAGGCUGGAGAAGGAAAGGAAAGAGCGAGAAGAAGCUUUGGAGAGGGAGAGGCUGGAGAAGGAAAGGAAAGAGCGAGAAGAAGCUUUGGAGAAGGAAAGGAAGGAGCGAGAAGAAGCUUUGGAGAGGGAGAGACUGGAGAAGGAAAGAAAGGAGCGUGAAGAAGCUUUGGAGAGGGAGAAACUGGAGAAGGAAAGAAAGGAGCGUGAAGAAGCUUUGGAGAAGGAGAGACUGGAGAAGGAAAGGAAGGAUCGCGAAGAAGCUUUGGAGAGGGAGAGACUGGAGAAGGAAAGGAAGGAGCGCCAAGAAGCUUUGGAGAGGGAGAGACUGGAGAAGGAAAGGAAGGAGCGCCAAGAAGCUUUGGAGAAGGAAAGGAAGGAGCGAGAAGAAGCUUUGGAGAGGGAGAGGCUGGAGAAGGAAAGGAAGGAGCGAGAAGAAGCUUUGGAGAGGGAGAGGCUGGAGAAGGAAAGGAAGGAGCGAGAGGAAGCAUUGGAGAGGGAGAGGCUGGAGAAGGAAAGGAAAGAGCGAGAAGAAGCUUUGGAGAGGGAGAGGCUAGAGAAGGAAAGGAAAGAGCGAGAAGAAGCUUUGGAGAGGGAGAGGCUGGAGAAGGAAAGGAAAGAGCGAGAAGAUGCUUUGGAGAGGGAGAGGCUGGAGAAGGAAAGGAAAGAGCGAGAAGAAGCUUUGGAGAGGGAGAGGCUGGAGAAGGAAAGGAAAGAGCGAGAAGAAGCUUUGGAGAAGGAGAGGCUGGAGAAGGAAAGGAAGGAGCGAGAAGAAGUUUUGGAGAGGGAGAGGCUGGAGAAGGAAAGGAAGGAGCGAGAAGAAGCUUUGGAGAGGGAGAGGCUGGAGAAGGAAAGGAAGGAGCGAGAAGAAGCUUUGGAGAGGGAGAGGCUGGAGAAGGAAAGGAAAGAGCGAGAAGAAGCUUUGGAGAGGGAGAGACUGGAGAAGGAAAGGAAGGAGCGCGAAGAAGCUUUAGAGAGGCUGGAGAAGGAAAGAAAGGAGAGAGGAGAAACUUUGGAAAGGGAGAGGCUGGAGAAGGAAAGGAAGAAGCGAGAGGAAGCUUUGGAGAGGGAGAGGCUGGAGAAGGAAAAGGAGCGAGAAGAAGCUUUGGAGAGGGAGAGGCUGGAGAAGGAAAGAAAGGAGCAAAAAGAAGCUUUGGAGAGGGAGAGGCUGGUGAAAGAAAGACAAGAGAGAGAACAAGCUUUGGAAAGGGAGGGGUUAUCGAAGAAGGAGCAAGACAAGGAAUCUGCUGCUUGGUCAGACAAGCAGGAGAGCUUGAAGACCAUGCCGAGUCACGGGAAAACGAUGGUUGAGAAAGAAAGUGACAGCUGUGUUCCAUCCUUGAAGCAUGAUGGAGGAGAAAUGGAAGGUGAAGAGACCCAAACUGCAGUCACACAUCAGUCUGUGGAGCCUCAUUCACCAGCUAUUAAAACUCCAUUUCCGCAGUCUCCUUCCAAGAAGUUUCGUCUUCUCAGAGAUACUGUGAAAGAUGCUUCGUCACCACUAAAAAUGCCUCAUCCUCUCUCUGACGGUUCAGUGCCACAGUCUACAUCUCUCGUCCAUUCUCCAAGCAAACCAAAAGAAUUAGUUCAAAAUGAAGAGCAUCUAUUUCAGACAUCACAAUUAUCAAGGCAAGAUGUUUUUGUCUCUGCAUCUUGUCGGAAAGACAAGAAAACAUCAGAGAUUGAUAUACCAGUGCGAGGAAAGUCAUUAGAAGAUAAAUACAUAAAUGCAGGACCUGAAACCACCCUGAUACCAUCCCCUUGCAAGGCAGGCUGUGAAGGUUCACAGAAUGAAUCAAGCCAGAGGUCUGAGCGGGAGCUGUCCAAAGAAACAAGUACUGUAAAGAACUCUUCAUGCCCUCAUUCCUCACCAGGGCAGCAAGAGAGGGAAAGGAAGAAGGAGAAGAGAGGAAGACGGCGCUCGUCCACCAGUGACUCCUCUUCUGACUCCGACUCAGCAUCUUCAUCUUCAUCACGUUCCUCUGGUUGUUCAUCUUCCUCACAGGAUAAAACAUGCUCCCCAUCAGGUGGUCUGAGGUCAGAAAAGACCAAGAGAGGUUCUUUGAAUCAGGAGAAAGAAAAUGUUGAUCAGAGUGCGAGUGUCACCAACAAACCUGUUGCAUCACAAAACAGAAAAUAUGGCUCCACGCAGGGAAAAGAAGCAAACAGUCAGGAUAUCAUUCCAAGCAAGAAGCCUCGCCUCAAGGUGCUAGAUGAAAAGAAGCAGCUAAGUGAGAGAAAAGAAGACUCUGAAGAGGAGGAUGCUGCUAAAACAGAUGCUGAAAGCAGUAGUGUUGUGAAAGAGGCAGUGAUGGCAGAGCCUGAGAAGGUUCCCGAGUGCACUGAGGAGAGCACCACCCCAAAGGCUUUUUCUGCCCGUAGGAUCUCUUUGAGCAGCAGUAAGCCAUCACCUGGCGCCGGGAGCUCCGAGGGGGAGACAGAGACUGUUACUGGAACUGUCACAGUAGUAGGCAGGAAAAGGAGAUGGGGCUCGAGCACUACUGUCACUGCCAAGAAACCCUCCAUCAGCAUCACCACAGACUCUCUGAAAUCAUUGAUUCCAGAUAUCAGAUCGGGUCUGGGCCAAGAAGCUGUGCUGGAUCUGCACCCAGAGGAGAUGCAUCUUUCUGGGGAAGAGGACAGAGGCGAAAGGGGAGACCAGGACCUCAAGAUCAGGCGAACUGUUACGCAGGUUGUACCUUCUGAGAAUCAAGAGAAUGGACAGAAGGAAUCCAAACAGACUGAGCAUGAGGAGGAGGAUGGAGAAGGAAAAGAUGGCCUCUCCCAGGAAAAUAAAUUGGAGGCUUCCAUGGAGACAGAGGCAUCAUUACCUCUGCAACAUGUCGAUAUGAAGACUGUAACUACCAACGAGACCCUGUUUCGUCGCUCUAUUAGCCAGCAAAAAUCAGGUGUGAGCAUCACCAUUGAUGACCCAGUCCGUACUACUAAGCAGCCUUCGCCUCCCCGUGGCAAAGUCUCCAACAUCGUUCACGUCUGCAACCUGGUGAGACCAUUCACCCUGGGGCAGCUGAAGGAGCUGCUGAACCGUACAGGUACCAUAGUAGAAGAAGGCUUCUGGAUCGACAAAAUAAAAUCUCACUGCUAUGUCACAUACUCCAGUGCAGAAGAGGCACAGGCCACUCGUGCAGCCCUGCAUGGGGUGAAAUGGCCCCAGAGCAAUCCAAAGUUCCUGAAUGUAGACUUCUGCCAACAGGAUGAGUUGGACUUUCACAGAGGUCUGCAAACAGGAGAGCGCCCUGGAGAGGAGGAGAGAGGAGCCAUAGCUGGUCAUGGUCUCCGUCCUGCUGGCCCACUCCCUCUUCUCCACCAAGAGCGAGAACUGUGGGCUGAGCGUGAGCGUGAGAUGGAGAGGAGGGAGAGGGCUGGCGCCGAGCGGGAAUGGGAUCGAGAUAAGGUCAGAGAUUUCGGAAAACCUGGAGAUGAAGGGGGCGCCCGACGAUCUCGGUCCAGGGACAGAGAGAGGAGGCGCAAGGAGAGAGGGAAGAGUAAAGAAAAGAAGGCUGACAAGAAGGAGAAAGCACCAGAAGAGCCACCUGCAAAAUUGCUAGAUGACCUGUUUUGCAAAACCAAAACAACACCUUGUAUUUACUGGCUCCCGCUCACGGAAGAACAGGCAGCACAAAGGGAAGCGGCCCGAGCCGAGAGGAUGAGGGAGCGAGAGAAGAGGAGGAAGGAGCUCCAGCAGGAAGAGGAUAAGAAACGAGAGGAGGAGCGUAGGGACAGGUUAAAGAGCGGCAGUGGAGGAGGGGAGGGCGAGAGAGAGCGGGACAGGGAUAGAGAGCGAGAAAGAGGCAGGGAUCGAGAGGGAAACAAACGGAGAGAUGCGUAUCGCAGGCCUGGGGCAGGCAACGCCGGCGGGAGCAGGCGGUCUCGCAGCCGUAGUGACCCCCCACCCAGAGACAAACGGCGCUGAAGUCCACACGGGGCAUUCUGGAACUGACUGACCCGUACGCACUCUUGCUGUGUGUACUGUAAAAGCCUGUGGACAUCACUUUCUGUCUGUCUCCCACAAAACACGUCAGGACUUUGUGUCUCCAUAUAGACAGCUGUCUUGGUGUCUUCUACCUGGGAACUGAGCUGACUCCAGUAUUUCCCUUUCAGUAUUAUGAGACUAUUGAUGUAAGUGGGGUUGCCAUGAAUUUCCUUCUUGUUUACUUCCCCAAACAUGUAGGGAACAGGGCUUUUAAACUACACAACGUCACUGCUGGUGCUUUGACCGCAGUCGAAGGGCUCUCUGCCCAUAUGUGUCAGACCUUUUAGGUUCCUAGCGCUUAUCUAGGGUUAAACUGCCGUUCAUACCUUCAAAUUACACUCAUGGACCGGAGGGAGGUGAUCCUGGAUUGCUCUUGGUUUUUAAAGUUUGAUGCAUAAAAACACUACGCUUCAGUCUCUUUGUCAUUUCCAUUUGUUGAAACAUUCUCCAUUCCCUCCUUCAGAGUAGACUAAAGAAUGAAUAUGCGUUGAGGAGAAGAGCUUCAUCCAGAUCUGCUUCAUCUUCUGGAACAUUCCUGUCCUCUUGGUCUCUGUAUUGUCUACUGCCCCUUUGGCUAUCCUUUCACCAUUGUCCCAGCAUGGAGAAAGGGAUGGAUAUUUAGCCUCCUCACAUUUGAUUUAAUUUUUUUUUUUUUUUUUUUUUUUACACAUUUGAUCAUUUUUAGAAUAAAAGCCAUUUUUAUUUUUUUGUCUACUUCUGUAAGUGCUGAAUGUACAAAUAAAACGUUUAAGA